UUGUCUCCCGAGUGGCGAUGUCACACCAGGUACUCACAUCGCACCAGGUAUUCAUUUGAGGCUGAGUUAACCAAGGGGAGGCUCUGGGCCGGUUAAGAUAUUCGUCACUGGUGUUGAUGGCCGUGAGCAGAAAUCGAACUGGGGUCGCCGGGUUCGUAACGCAGUGCACUCACCGCUACACUCCCGAUCCCCAUAUCACAGACAUGCAGUACGCACAUGCAGUACGCACACGCAGUACACACACGCAGUCGAGCAGCAGCACGCGGCGUGCGCGAGAGGAGGAGGAGGCGCCGCCGCCGCCUCCGCCGCUCCUCCUCGUGUCGUCACGCGCCUCUCUCUCAUCUCCGCGUCACGCGCCGCCGCUCCCUGCCGCGCCUCCAUCGCCGCGCAUCGCCGCCACCCCGCACGGAUUCUGCCUGCGCUCUCCCUGCACCCCGCGGCGGCAGCGCCCCGCAUAACCCCAUUGCCCUGCAAUCCAAGACCGCCCUGCUGCAUCUGGGAGCGCCCAGGAAUUACCGGCAUAAUCAUCGCCUCGCAUCAUUAUCCUCAUCAUUCCGCAUUUUGCCUGCGCCCUCCCAGCAGCGCCCUGCAACCACGUCUUCUUGCAUCCUCCGGAGCGCCCUGCAAAUCCCGGAGCGCCCUGCAUCGCCAGAUUGCUCUGCGCUACCCCGUCUAUAGCGUCCAUGCAGACGUCACCCCGGCUGGCGGUGCGGGUCUCUCUGGGAGCCGUGCGCCCUGCACUCUCGAGCUGACAGAGCCCAGGAGGAACGAGGAGGCGGAGGAGCAGACGGCUGCACCGUUGCAGGGAGCGGGGAGGCGGUGGCAAUGGCGCUUCUGGAUGGCCUAACCGGCUCCCAGCCGCAAACGAACGGCGGGGAGCCGCUCUACACCGAGGUGGUGGAACUCAACGUGGGCGGACAGAUCUACGUGACCCGGCGCAGCACCCUCACCAGCGUGCCCCACUCCGUGCUGUGGCGGAGCUUCUCAGCUGCGGGGGCCACCACAGGAGCGGCCGCGGGACCGACAGUGGCGGCCACGUCGGGGGCUACCGCGGAUGUGGUGCGCGACGCGCGCGGCCGCUAUUUCAUCGACCGGGACGGGUUCCUCUUCCGAUACGUGCUGGACUUCCUGCGCGACCAGCAGCUGGUGCUGCCCGAUCACUUCCCCGAGCGGGCCCGCCUGCGCCGCGAGGCUGAGUUCUUCCAGCUGCCCGAGUUGGUGAAGGCCCUCACCCCUCGCCCGGCCAAGGCCAGCUCCCUGAACAGCGAAGGCAGCGAGGUGUCCGAGGCGCCCGGCCGCGAAACCGCCAGCCCCGGUUACAUCACCCUGGCCUGCAGGGGCCAUUAUAGCUUCCCGGGCAGGGAGGGUGGAGGUGGUGGUGGAGGUGUCGAUGGGAGAUUUCGCAGGGCGGCGCGCAUCUCAGCGUGCGGUCGCAGCGCCCUGGUUCGCGCCGUGUUUGGGGACGCCCUGCUGGAGCGCAGCCGGGAGGUGGAGAGAGGGCCCCCCGGGAGGUACUCGUCGCGGCUCACGCUGGCCCACGCGUCACCGGAGCAGGCCUUCGACGCCCUGGCAGAGGCCGGGUUCUCGCUCGUAGCGUCGCAUGGCAGCGGUGUGAGCGGCCAGCCGAGCGGCCACAAUGAGGACAAGGUGUGGAGCAGCUACACCGAGUUCGUGUUCUUCCGUGGUUCGUCCUCGGCACCGGCCGCGAGGCGGCGGGAUGCUCCGCUCGCCCCACGGCGCCGCGUGGAGGUGGAGCGCGACGCGGACGGCGCUGAGGAGAAGGACUCGGACAGCGGCUCCACCGAGGAGGGCUCCACCUCCAGCUGCGACAGCCAGUCUGAGGGUCACGCGUCCCCGCUGCCCGCGCCGCCCCACGCGGCUAACCCGAGCCGCCCGGAGACCCUCACCCUGCAGCGGCCCGCGCGACGGGAGGGUGGCCGAGAGGGCAAGGGCCUGGGCGGAGGGGCUGGAGGACCCGGCUGCGGCGGUGCCGGCGGCGGAGGAGGAGGAGGGGGAGGAGGCAAGAAACGUCGGAACAGCGACCGCCCCGAGACCCUGACGGACGCGCUGGGCGUCGACGGCUCCGCCGGGAUUGGGGCCAACGAGAUGGAUGCACUGGCCGAGCAGCUGCACAAGUGCGUGGCUGACGUGCGCAGGCUGCGCAUCCCCAAGCGCUUCUCUGUGAAGACGCGCGCCUGGCAAGCUGAUCUGCUGCACAAACACGGGGUGUAACGGCGGUGGCAACCCCCACGAGCCUGCCAAUCCUCAUCCUGGACCCCACCCCCUUCAACACUCCCUCCUCCUCUCCACCGUCCCUGCCCCCCAGACGCCCCCGUCACCACCACCACCACCAUGGUGAAUAGUCUUGUCUGGUCUCACCCACCCCCCAUAACCCCCUCCCGGUACGAAAUCCGUUCCGAGUCGAGGUCGGAAAAGAGGGAAUGGUGCCGCCCCUCACUGUGUUGCACCGUCAUCUCUUUGUCACUUACAUCCUUAUCCACGGCAUCUUAAGCACAAGGGCAACUCUGCCCCUCACCACCACCAACGCCUCUGUCUCACCACGACUGGAACAAUAAUUCAGGUGGACUCAGGCAGGCUCCACGCGUGCAGUUCAUGGGAUGUGUGCACCUUGUGCAGCCACCCAGACCCUCAGCGCACGGGGACACGUGGCUCUAAAACACGUGGAGCUGGAACAGGAGGGGAGCCGGGCUGCGAACCCCAGGGGGAGAGGAGACCACGGAGGCGCCAUCUGAUUCACCUGCCGGGUGCCCCCGCUUCCCUGCCAUGAGCGACACGCCCCCCCACCUCCCGACCACCCGAUGAGCAACACAGCCCACCCCAGCUGGGGGGUUAGCACUGCACAAAGAACCCUGAGGACAUGGCUCCUCCGCGUGAAUUAAGCACACGAAUAGCAGCACAAUAGCUCGGGAUGACACCUUCUCCAUUCAGCAAGCCCAGACCAUGUCUGUGAGUCAGCCAAGGCCUUCCAGAACUGCACAGUAUCCUGAAAUAAAGUUUAACCACUGGAUCUCGGUACACAUCAAUUCCUGCCACUCGACCACAGACGCCAGUUCCUGGAAAGGUGGCAACUCUAAGCACAACCCAGCCGCUAGGCAGGGCAUGAUGACGACCUCGUAAUGACGCCCUCUUUAAUCUAGCCACGUGUACUCUGCAUGACAUCGUGUCUCCCACACCUAGCAUUCCCUCUGCUUACAGUGUGGACAAUCACGAUCCUCUACCUGCCCAUCCUGCAGGAAGCCUCUUGCAAACACCUUGGGAUUCCCCUCUCCCUGAAAGCUGGAGAAUCCUGGCCGUCUUUACCUGCAGGGUGAACAUCCCUGGUCCACUCUUGAGCCAUCAUAAGACCUGGGAUUGCGCACACUCCCCAGCCAGUGCUGCAGGGUUUGUGAGCGUGUUUCCCCCUCGCACGUGUGGGGUUUCUCCGUUCACUCUGGCUUCUCACACACGUGAAAUGAUGUCCUCACGGACCAGGGGAUCACAUCUCGAAGCCAGGAAAGCCCGGCAAGAAGCGGGGGUGGCGGGGGUUCAAUAAGACUCAGUGAGACCCUCCCGGAUUCAGGGCAUUCCUGCUGCUGUUGUUACCAGACUGGGGUGGCACAGUGGGCAGUAUCUGCCAGCCCAUAACAGCUGGGUCUGUUUCCGUAACCUGCAAGUAGCGAGCCUUCCACACUUCACGUGAUGGCGUCAAAGUUCACCUCGCCCGUUAGACUGGGUUCGCACAGCGUGGCUUAACUCAUGACGAGGAGUAACGUGAGGGCAUAUUGAGCCUCAAGUACAGUAUUGGACUUAUAUGGAAGCCCAUAGAUUUACAUGGAGAUGGACUGGCAUAGAGACCCACAGACUCAACAUAGAGAACUAUAUAUGGAGACCAAUAUACGACUUUAGGCCCAGUGACAUGGCUGUAGAGGGUGCAGUGGUGCAAAUGCAUCAGGGCCCACAAGCCGGGGGUGGGGGUAUUGAACAGCCCAACCCCUACCAUUUCACCCCCCCCCCCCCCCAACACUCUGCAUACCCGUCACACCGAGUUUGAGAACGCAUCAAGCAGAGUUCACUCGGCAGUUGUGAACGUACUUGUUUACCCAGGAGAGCCUCGCUGAGUCUCAUGACUCUUUUUCAAGAGUGUCUUGCCAUGUUUUCGCAGUAGGGGGUGAUGGUCGCUGCUGUGUGUGAUCCCGACUGAGUAAGGAAUCCCGUGUGAACCCAGCACUGGACUCGCCACUGCGAGGGCUUAAGUGAAGCAAAGUGUCCCGCACAUACUCGCACCACACACGUCACAAACAGCCCACUUCACACAACGUGCCUCACUCACACCUCAAUCUCAACUCACUCACCACCACGCACCUCGCAUCUCACCACCACACUCUGCGUGUGACAAGAGAAAGGGGAACGUCGGUGAAGAGACCCAGACUCAUUUAUGCCUCGCCACCCUCUUUAUUACACACCACUCUUCACCACUCCUAAACACUUCUCAUCACUCCAACAACAACAACAAAAACAGCUGCCAUUCGAUACUGAGUGGUGGUGAUGUCAUAAUAGCGCUUGUGCCAAGCUAGGUGCACUUUGAGGCCACGUGAAGUGUUGAAUACUCGCUGGCAGGAGGUCACGGGACAAUUCCAGGUGCCAUGGAUUGACUGACUUAGGCGACUAACAGAUGCACCAUCUGUGCUCCCUACUGAACCACCUCGCUGCGUUUUGGCCACUUGGCAUUCCACUCUUUAAGAACGUCGCUCCUCUGCCCACCGCUGUUGUUGGAAGGCAACUGCCUCCAACUACCCAGUCGUGUCGUUCACGAGCCUCCUCCAUUGAGGCUUUGGCACAUCCGAUCAGCUCCAAAUCCUCCUGUACCACAUCAGGCUACUUCUUCUCUAGCCCAUCCCGUGCCCGUUUAGCCACCUCUAUCUGGCCAAACAGAAACUGCUUGGGCAUGCAGUAUCUGGGCAUGUGGGCUAUAUGACCCAACCAAGGCAGCCUCACAUGCCAAAAAAGCUCAACGAUUAAACUUUGUCUAGAUCUUUCAAGGAUCUAUGAGGUCCUCACACAAUCCUGUCUGGUUAAACACAACAUGGAUCAUAGGCAGGCCACCCUGAAUGCUUCAUGCCGGUGUAGAUGUUUCUUCAGAGGGGGUCAAGGUUUCGUAAGCAUAGAAAAAAAUACCUUAAGCUUCGUAUGGAGAGACAGGUCUGGUAGCAUCCACACAACGUUACAGAGCCGAUGAAAAUAUAAUUAUGUUCGACUGA
This is a messenger RNA of Petromyzon marinus (sea lamprey), 5258 nucleotides long. Its product is annotated as BTB/POZ domain-containing protein KCTD12. Gene Ontology annotation, cellular component: signaling receptor complex. The record is from RefSeq and is a predicted model, not a curated record. NCBI's taxonomy places the organism in Eukaryota, Metazoa, Chordata, Hyperoartia, Petromyzontiformes, Petromyzontidae. Gene Ontology annotation, molecular function: protein binding. Gene Ontology annotation, biological process: protein homooligomerization; regulation of G protein-coupled receptor signaling pathway.